AUCUGCUACCCAGGCUUAGAACGUGGAUGUGAAGCUAGGCGGCAGAACAUGCGCAGUGGCAGUUUGUGCCAUAUUGGAAUGAGGUCGUGGACGGCUAGGCGGAAAAAGACACUGCAUCAAAAACCGACUUGAAAAACUCCUUACUGCAGCUGUUAGACAGUCUAUAGGGGGAGCCAACAUGAGCCAUGAACCACUGGAGUCAGAUGGUGACUCUGGUCAGGAUGUGUCUGACUUCAACUGGGACGAAUACUUGGAGGAGAAUGGCACCCUGUCAGUCCCACAUCAUGCUUUCAAGCAUGUGGACCAGGGUCUUCAGACAGGCCUUGCCCCCGGCAUGAAACUGGAGGUGAGUGUGCGCGGCGAGGCAGACGGGGUGUACUGGGUGGCCACCAUCAUCACCACCUGCGGACAGCUGCUGCUCCUGCGCUACGAGGGUUACCAGGAUGACCGACGCGCCGACUUCUGGUGCGACAUUAUGACGGCCAACCUUCACCCACUAGGAUGGAGUCGACAGCAGGAGCACCCAAUGAAACCCCCAGAGGGUGUGCGGGAGAAGCACCCUGACUGGGAGGCCCUGCUGGAGAAAGCCCUCUCCGACAGCUGCACUGCUGCCCCGGCCCACCUGCUCGAAGGGGCCCAACACGUGCUGAACCCCCUGGACCUCCUGGCCAGCGGCACCAGCCUGGAGCUGCAGGACAGCAGGGACCCCGCAGUGGCCUGGGCCGUCCUCAUCGAGGACAACGUCGGGGGGCGGCUGCGCCUGCGCUACCACGGCACCAAGGCUCUCCCCGAUUCGGACGCCACCCUCUGGCUCUUCUACAUGAACUCCCUGCUCCAUCUGCCCGGCUGGGCCAAGGAGAGCGGCUGCACUCUCAGACCCCCGGCUGCACUGCUUCCUCUGCGUACUGAGGAGGAGUGGAAUGAGGUCAGGCAAACAAUCAACUCUCUGCCCCAAGACUCCACUAUCACGGAGGAGUUCCAUAAGGACCGACCGGCUAUCAACACUCACGGUUUCACUGAGGGAAUUAAACUGGAGGCUGUAGACCCAGCGGCUCCAUUCACCAUCAGCCCAGCUACAGUCUCCAAGGUGUUCGGUGAGCAGUACUUCCUAGUAGAGAUGGACGACCUGCGGGAGGACGCCAAGCGUCGCGUGUUCCUUUGCCACCGGGACAGCCCGGGCAUCUUCCCCGCCCAGUGGAGUCUGAAGAACGGCGUGAGGCUGAGCCCCCCUCCUGGUUUUCAGGGGCAGGACUUUGACUGGGCUGAUUAUCUGAAGCAGCACGAGGCAGAGGCUGCUCCCCAACAGUGUUUCCCACCUGAGCAAUCUGAUCAGUGUUUCAAGGAGUCGAUGAUGCUGGAGGCAGUCAAUCCCCUCUGUCCUGAAAAUAUCCAUGUGGCAACUGUCACCAGGGUCAAAGGUCAACAUAUAUGGAUCCGACUGGAAGGGCUCAAGCAGCCAGUCCCAGAGGUGAUUGCCCACGUGGACUCCAUGGACCUUUUCCCAGUCAGCUGGUGUGAAACGAAUGGUUACCCACUGCAGUUCCCACGCAAGCCUCGGGUGGAGAAGCAGAAGAAAAUUGCUGUGGUGCAGCCUGAGAAACAAGUCCCACCCAAAGACUGUCCUCCUGACGCCCUCAAGCAGCAUGUGAACAUCCAGGCAGACACUGCUGGACAAGCGAAUGGGAAGUACAUUUGUCCAAAGAUCUACUUCAAUCACCGCUGCUUCUCCGGGCCGUACCUCAACAAGGGUCGCAUUGCUGAGCUGCCCCAGUGUGUGGGGCCAGGGAACUGCGUUCUGGUGCUGAAGGAGGUGCUGACUCUCCUGAUAAACUCGGGCUACAAGCCGAGCCGUGUGCUGAGAGAGCUGCAGCUGGACCAGGAGGGCCGCUGGAACGGCCACGGCGAGACGCUAAAGGCCAAGUAUAAGGGCAAGACUUACAGAGCCACAGUGGAGAUCGUCCGCACCGCUGACCGGGUGGCAGAGUUCUGCAGGAAGACCUGCAUCAAGCUGGAGUGCUGCCCCAACCUGUUCGGCCCACGGAUGGUUCUGGAACGCUGCUCUGAGAACUGCUCUGUGCUCACCAAGACCAAAUACACAUAUUACUAUGGUAAGAAGAAGAGCAGGCGUGUGGGGAGACCCCCAGGGGGACACUCCAACCUAGAGGGAGGUGGCAAGAAGCUGGGCAGGAGGAGGAAGAGGAGGAAACAGCUGUUUGUUCACAAGAAGAGGCGGACGGCCUCCGUCGACAACACACCUGCUGGUUCACCACAGGGCAGUGGUGAUGAAGAGGAUCUGGACGAGGAUGAUUCCCUGAGCGAGGACUCCGGGUCGGAGAAUCAGUAUGAUCUGCAAGAUGACUCGGAGUAUUCCGAGAAGAAGUCCCAGCCACCGACACCCUCUCCCUCCCCUCCCGAGACGCCACGUCCCACUCGCAGGCGGCGUAAAGCCCGCUCUCCCUCCUACUCCGACGACGAGAACCGCCCUCCCUCGCCAAAGAGCCCCCGCAGCGAGCCACCCCAGAAGCUGUGCUUGGACAGCAGCCCUCUGGAGUGGAGCGUGACAGACGUGGCGCGCUUCAUCAGGACGACAGACUGUGCUCCGCUGGCACGCAUCUUCCUGGACCAGGAAAUUGAUGGGCAGGCCUUGCUUUUACUCAACCUGCCCACUGUUCAGGAAUGUAUGGACCUGAAGUUGGGCCCAGCUAUCAAACUGUGUCACCACAUUGAACGAGUCAAGCUGGCAUUCUACCAGCAGUUUGCCAGCUGAAAGCGUGCUACUCCCAGCCAGAGGCUCCUCUUGGGCCGGCGACGCAAUUGUCCAUUGUGUAUAUCCCUCUCCCAGCCCCAAGAAGAAAAACUGCACAUAGUGCUGCACAAACAAAUUGGUUGAUUGCAUGGGGUUCAAAGGGAUUGUUGGCUUCAUAUGCUUUUCUCCCUUGAUAAUUGACAGGUUAGUCAGAGGGUUACAGGAGUAUUGUCUGCCUGCUUGCUCUUUUUUGCUUUUGAGGAGUGGAGGCAGACACCUAGAUGGAAAAUCAGGUCCAUACAGUGUCUCUGAAGGUUCAGGACAUUUUGCUUCUCAUGAAGUUUUCCAACUGUAGAGCGGAUGACAAUGCAAGUAUCCAAGCACAAAGACCAAUAAAACGUACUGUAUGUGGUAUGCAAGGUGUAUAUAGUGAAAGGUGAGUGUGUAUAUAUUGUAAAUAUCAGAUGUUCCUUCAGAGGAAUGGUGUGUUCGAAUCAGUUCGGUCCCCCCCCCCCCUACAAAAGUCAAUGUGUUAUGUACAAACAGAACAUCACUGUUCAUUUUGUUUGUCAUUGGCUUAACACCUUUGUGCUCUAGCAAAGAAUCAGUAUUUCAUACGUCUGUUUUGUUUGUUUGUUUGUUUUUCCUGUAAUAUUGAUGUUGAAGACUGUAUGUACGUUUUGUAUUUUAUUUCGGGCAGAAGUAAAAUUGCAAAAUGUGGAGAGGAAGUCCUAUAUUUCUCAGAUGGAUGUAUUUUCUCAUGUAGUUUGCAAAACUUAUCUUCCAUUUGUGUUUCUUUUUGUUCCCCAUGUUUAUUCUUUAAGCAUCUGUAGACAAUGUGUGUUUUUAUUUUUAUUUUUGUAGAUGUUUUGUAAUCAACCCCUGCUGCAUUCAUUUUUGUUCAUUCUGGGUCAAAUCUGAAAUUAUAUUAAUUUUGAAUAUAUGUGUCUGUGGAAUACAAUUGUUAUUUAAAGAAAAAGUGAAAUAAAAACCUAAUCUCA
Messenger RNA from Clupea harengus (Atlantic herring), 3747 nucleotides. RefSeq names its product Scm like with four mbt domains 1 (gene sfmbt1). Gene Ontology annotation, cellular component: nucleus. Gene Ontology annotation, molecular function: chromatin binding; histone binding; transcription corepressor activity. Gene Ontology annotation, biological process: negative regulation of DNA-templated transcription. The record is from RefSeq and is a predicted model, not a curated record. NCBI's taxonomy places the organism in Eukaryota, Metazoa, Chordata, Actinopteri, Clupeiformes, Clupeidae.